Molecule: messenger RNA, 807 nt
Organism: Zingiber officinale
Lineage: Eukaryota; Viridiplantae; Streptophyta; Magnoliopsida; Zingiberales; Zingiberaceae
Product: serine/threonine-protein phosphatase BSL2 homolog
Exons: 8
Coding region: 28-807 (259 amino acids)
Molecular function (GO): hydrolase activity
Source: RefSeq, a predicted model, not a curated record
UUUGCAUAUAUUGCAGCAUGAAAAUAGAUGCUGAUACACAGUUUUGGCUACACACUUGGUUAUAUUGAUUAUCUCUUUUUGGGUGAUUACGUUGAUCGUGGCCAACAUAGCCUGGAAACUAUUACUCUUCUCCUUGCAUUGAAGAUUGAAUAUCCACAUAAUAUACAUUUAAUUCGUGGAAACCAUGAGGCAACAGACAUUAAUGCUUUAUUUGGGUUUCGUACCGAGUGCAUCGAGAGAAUGGGAGAACAAGACGGAAUCUGGGCAUGGCACCGUAUUAACAGAUUGUUUAAUUGGUUGCCUUUAGCUGCUUUAAUGGAGAAGAAAGUUAUCUGCAUGCAUGGUGGUAUUGGUCAUUCCAUAAAUCAUGUAGAGCAGAUCGAAAACCUUCAACUACCUAUCACAAUGGAAACUGGCGCAAUAGUUCUUAUGGAUAUGCUAUGGUCUGAUCCAACAGAGAACGACAGUGUUGAGGGGUUAAGACCAAAUGCCAGGGGGCCUGGCUUGGUUACUUUUGGGUUAGUUAUUGAGUUCUGCAAUAAUAAUGACCUCCAGUUGAUAGUAAGGGCACAUGAGUGUGUCAUGGAUGGUUUUGAACGAUUUGCUCAAGGUCAUUUAAUCACUCUUUUCUCUGCAACUAACUAUUGUGGAAUAACAAAUAACGCGGGGGCAAUUUUAGUUUUGGGACGAGAUCUUGUGGUUGUCCCAAAGCUAAUUCAUCCCUUACCUCCUACCUUCCAUUCUCCUGAAACAUCACCGGAACAUUAUAUUGAGGAUACAUGGAUGCAAAGACAAAUUAAUUCUUAG